GGAAACGUGAAAAAACCAGAUCUAGCAAGAGACCUCCAUUUCCGAAGAGCUCUGUAGAAGCAGAGAGAAUCAUAAACCCUAGCAAUCAUCUGAAGAGACGAAAGGGAGCGAGAAGAGCAGGGACAAAGCUUCCAAAGAUGAACAUUUUCAGAUUAGCAGGUGAUAUGACACACCUGGCCAGUGUUCUGGUCUUGCUCCUUAAGAUCCACACCAUCAAAUCCUGCGCCGGCGUCUCGUUGAAGACACAGGAGCUCUAUGCCCUUGUCUUUGCUACACGAUAUUUGGAUAUCUUUACAAGUUACGUGUCCCUCUAUAACACCCUUAUGAAGAUGAUAUUCUUAGGAAGCUCCUUCUCGAUAGUUUGGUACAUAAGGUACCAUAAGGCUGUUCAAAGAACUUAUGACAGGGAACAAGACACGUUUCGACAUUGGUUCCUUGUCCUUCCAUGCCUACUCCUGGCUCUCCUGAUACACGAGAAGUUUACCUUUAUGGAGGUACUGUGGACGUUUUCAAUAUACUUGGAGGCUGUUGCUAUACUUCCUCAGCUCGUACUGCUGCAGAGGACGAGAAAUAUCGACAACUUGACCGGACAGUACAUAUUUCUCCUGGGGGCAUACCGCGCUUUGUAUAUCCUCAACUGGAUCUACCGUUACUUCACUGAACCACACUUUGUUCACUGGAUAACAUGGAUCUCCGGGUUUGUUCAAACUUUGCUCUACGCCGACUUCUUCUACUAUUAUUUCCUCAGCUGGAAGAACAACAAAAAGCUGCAGUUACCGGCUUAGCUUUUUUUACGUCGGAAAUUCGCAAGGUAUUUCGAUCUGAUAACACAUAGCAAAAUGCAGAGAAAAUUUCGGAAUCCUCCAUCAGCCAUUGUAGAAAAAGAAUAGAUGUACAAACUUCAGCUACUUUUGAAUUUAUUUCCUUGAAAAGUUUCCAUUUUUUGAGGUUGCAAGAUCUGGAGACAAUAAGAGAUGAGGGAGCCCUUGAGUUUGGUCUAUAAAUGUCACAGAGCGUUUGGAAGGGAUUUUAGUAAUUUACUUAUCAGGUAGGUACAUUUUUCAAUUGCAUCUAUAAAAUCAAUAAUAAACAAUGUUGGGAUAUUUAAUAUGAUAAUAACAUAUUCAUAUUGAAUAUGGAGUAUAUGAGGCAUGGAUUAACAAUUUGGACAGAAGGAUAAAUGUUUGUAUUAAUGUAUAAUUAGGGGACAGAACAGAAUCCAAGUUGCAGCAGAGGUUGUUCUUGUUUAGAUUUCUUCAUGAUGCACGGUUGUGGUGUGACGAUUACUUGUAAAACAUUUGGUGGUUUUCUCUAACGAUAGAUGAUGCACCGCAUAAAGUGGCUUUGUCUUUGCCAUAA
Molecule: messenger RNA, 1359 nt
Organism: Tarenaya hassleriana
Lineage: Eukaryota; Viridiplantae; Streptophyta; Magnoliopsida; Brassicales; Cleomaceae
Product: ER lumen protein-retaining receptor B
Exons: 6
Coding region: 138-785 (215 amino acids)
Biological process (GO): endoplasmic reticulum to Golgi vesicle-mediated transport; protein retention in ER lumen
Cellular component (GO): membrane; cis-Golgi network; endoplasmic reticulum
Molecular function (GO): ER lumen protein retrieval receptor activity
Source: RefSeq, a predicted model, not a curated record